AGAAAGAAAAGAGAGGGAGAGUGAUAAUAAUAGAAAUGAGCGAGGGAGAGAGAUGUAGACAAAGAAGCAGGGAGAGGAAGUCACAAGAAGAGGAUGAGGAAGUGAGGGCAAGUGCCGAGUAACAACACGUAUACGAACAUACAGAGCAGAGGUGACGUCAGGCAGCCAUUACACGAGUCGCUGCUGGAACCUUCCCGUGUCCUGUGCUUCAAUUGAGCUAUGUCACUUUGCUGUAUAUAGUGACUGGAAGGACGGGCCCGGCAUUACUCGAGUGGUCGGUGGUAAGAAGUGAGGAGUGUUGACUGAGCUGAGGAGUGUUUGGUUCGUCUUUUUACUUCGCUUGUGGAGCAGUAACACAGCACCAUGCCUGAGGAGGCCAGCAUGAGCUUCAAGGUGUACCUGGACUUGGGUGGAGGCAAGCAGGAGGUGCGGAGGUUUGGCCUGCCAGAGACUGUGGCCACAAACUACAAUGUCCUGCGGGAGAAGAUCUGCAGCAUCUUUGGUCUCUCUCACCAGGAUGCCCUUCUCUCCUGGAAGGAUGCUGAAGGUGACUCCAUCACUAUAUCCUCUGAUGAUGAGUUGAUGGAGGCUGUAGCAGACAGUGUUAGCAACUCGAGUGUUCAGCUGGUGCGCAUCAGUGUGGUGGAGGGCAACAGUCGCUCCCAGCUUGGCCCCAGCAGUCCCAGUGGUUCUCAGGGUAACCAGCAGGGUGAUGUGCAUCCUGGAGUGACCUGUGACAGCUGCAAUGGGAAGGUUCAGGGCUUCCGCUACAAGUGUGUUACUUGCCCUGACUUUGACCUGUGUGGUGCGUGUGAAACCAAGGGCCAGCACAAGGAGCACAGAAUGAUGCGCUUCCCCAAACCACAAGAUGCAGGAGGCCCUUGGUUCUUCUGGAAGGAGAGUGAAGAUGGACCAGGCCACUUCUCAACUCACUUUGGGAUGCAUGGCAAAGGUGGAGGUGGAGGCUUCUCCUCUUCAACAUCAUUCGGCGGGUGUGGCGGUGCUGGAGGCAUGCGUGGUGGUGGUGGUGGUGGUGGUGGUGGUGGGGGUGGUGGUGGGGGUGGUGGUGGAGGCUGGUGGGGAGUUGGUGGUCCCCGUGGCCGACACUGCAGACGGGGACACGGUGGUCGGGACCGUGGAGGCUGGCCAAACUGGUGGGGCCGAAGCUGGGGCGGCAGGAACUGGGCUGGCUGUGCUCAGGGACAGACAAUGAGCUCAGACUGUGGAGGUCAGCAGCAGCAGCAACAGUCAUCAUGUGGCCAGUCACAGCAACAGCAGUGUCAGAGCAGUGGAGGUUCCCCAAGGGAUGACCACCAGUGUGAGGCUGCCACAUGCCCCUUCACUGGCCAGGAAGCAGAAAUGCCCACCCCUGAGCAGGUAGCAGAGGAAGCCAAGCACAUGGCAGAGCAGAUGGCACAGCAGGCAGCACAGCAGGCCCACCACUUUGCCUCACACUACGCCUCAGACCAGCUGGCCAAUGUAAUGCGAGGAAUCUGGACUGCUUGGACUGGCCAGCAGGGACAGAAUGGCACCACCACUUCCAGCUCCUCCUCCAGCUCUUCCCACUCCCAUUCCAGCAGCACAAGUGGAGAUGCCCCCAAGGAGAGCACAUCAGCAGAACAGGAGAAGAGCAAGGAGGCCAGACAGAGUAAGGAAGCUCCAUGUUCUGCAGGGGAGGAAUAUCUUAGGAGUGUUGGUGAAACAGUGGCCAAUAUACUAGAUCCUCUUGGCAUUGAUGUGGAGGUUGCUGUGGAGCACAACGGCAUCCGACAGCGGUGCAGUCUUGGAGAAAAUGUUGCUUCACCCACACCUGCCAGCCCUGCCAGGGAGCCAGAGUCUUCAGUAGCAUCUGUGGCAUCAGGGGGAAGUGUGCACAUGGAGGUUCAGACAGAAUGUCCCUCAGGAGCCCAGAACAAAGAUCUAGAAGUCAUGGAUGUAUCCAGCCCAGCUCCAGAGGCCAGCCAAAGUGGUGGUGAGCAAAUGGAAGGUCAAUCUGGUUCCCCUGAACCUGAGGACUGGACGCUGGUGAAUCAGGAAGCCUCCAGUGAGGCUUCUGCUCCUGUGUCAGAUGCUGCACCUCACACAGAGCAGGGAGAGAAGAAGGUUUCCUACCCAGAUUUGACUGAAUUGACACCUCAUCCUGAUCCUAAGAUACAGCGAGCCCUGGAGCACAUGUCAGCAAUGGGGUACAGCAAUGAUGGAGGCUGGCUCACCAACCUCCUGGAGAUGAAGCAGGGAGACAUCAACCAGGUGCUGGAUCUUCUGCAGCCAGUCAAUAAGUAGUGUGGUAGGGUUGCUGCAACAAAUGGCUGUGUUUGGUGGGUGUGGAUUAGGUAGUUAUUGUAGACAGGAAAUUGUGUUAAUGUGAACUGUCAUUACUGUUAUAAAGGAUGUAAUAGUUUAUAAAGUGCUAAUUCAGUUCUAGGAAAUGGAGAAAAUAAAGUUUGAUAUUUUGUUAUAGGCAUGCAUAAGGUAUUUAUUCAUAGAAACAGUAAAUUGUGUUGGAAUAAUAUAAACUAGACAUAGAAAGUGCUAAUUCAUCCAGAUAUGAUGAAGAAAUUACUGCUGAAUACUUUGUGUAGAGUUCAUAGCAUAUAACUUGGUAAUGUUGUGCAAGUAUAAACUCUUUAAGACUACCAUAAAGGAAAACAUGGUACUAUUUCAUUCACAAUGGAGAAAGUACCUCGAUAUUUUUUUUGUGUAGAUGAGGAUAAGCACCAUAUAUAUAUAUAUAUAUAUAUAUAUAUAUAUAUAUAUAUAUAUAUAUAUAUAUAUAUAUAUAUAUAUAUAUAUAUAUAUAUAAAGGUUUGUUGCUGUACCAAAAGGCAUGUAAGACCUUACUUCAGUUAUUCUGCUUUUUAUAGGCAUAUUGUCAACAUCAUAGUGUGAACAUUUAUUACUGUACCAGAAUGAAAAUAAGACCAUUGGUUAUAUUGGUUUGCUUUUUAAUAGGCUUAUUAUAUAGUCUUCUGUGUGAUGCUGAUGUCUAUCCUGAAUGUGCGCCAAUAUACUACUAUAUUUAUAUAAACAUGCUUUACUGCUACUACUCUGCUGGUUGUGGGUUCUCAUGAGUUUAGUCACUUGUAGUUGCCAGGCAGCAGUAGUAAGGGUCGAACAUGAUCCUACACGUUUAUAGUAGUUAAUAAAGUUGAUUUCUUGAGUAAUAGUUGAAGGCAAACUUGAUCUUAUGAGUUACAGAGAGAGGAAAGUUGUGGUAAAACGCCACUGUGUUCCUGGUGACUACUAAUGUUGUAUAAACUUAUAACAGUUACUAUAAAGAUGUAAUGGUGUUCAUUAUAGGGCUUGCAUAUUAUAUUUGUCCUUGAACUCAGCAAGUGUUUUUCAAAGUGUUGCUUGGUACACCUUGCACUGAUUUAUUUAGCAUGUGUUGCUUCACACUACUGCAUUGGUGAUGAGGCUUGAUGAAAUGUGGCCAGCGUGUCAAGUAGUCUCUAAGUUAUAUUCAGCGGGUUUAUUUGCAGUGUCUAAAUCAGUUACAGAAAGCUACAGUUGCAUGCAGAGUAUCUUAUAAUAUUGUAACGGCAGCACACCUUGCUUUGAAAUUGAAAGAAAAUUAUAUUUUUUUUGGUUCCUCAUGUACUGUGUAUUCAUGAAGUAAGUUGUUUCUAUAAAUCUUUUAAGGGUAGGUUGUAGAAACUGCUACCAAUUUUUUUGAAAUAAAAAAAAUAAAAUUGAUACGUAUGAACCAUAUUUUAUAUGUGAAAACUUGUGUUCAUUGACGAAAUUUAAUAAAUUGAAAAAAAAAUCACCGAUACCCUUUGAAUAACAAGAAAAUACAAAUGCUAAAGUGAAACAAACGUUUUACAAAUGUAACUGAUUGAUGCUGUAGUAGAGCGAGAUGAAGAAAAGGAUAUUGAAGUAGUAGAUCAGUGUGGAUGUGGUAAAAAGAGUAAUCCUUUAGAGAGUAUUCAUAACUAAGAAUGCAACUCAAUAUUUUAGUUCAUGAAAUGUUUAGGUGGUGAAUGCUAAGCUUCUAAAACCCGUCAUUCACCAAAUACUACCUACACACUGUAAUUAUAUAUAUAUAUAUAUAUAUAUAUAUAUAUAUAUAUAUAUAUAUAUAUAUAUAUAUAUAUAUAUAUAUAUAUAUACACACACACACACACACACACACACACACACACACAAGUUUUCUAUAUAUCUUCAUUUACUACCACGUUAAGGAUUCAUCAGGAUUUAUCCUAUCGAUAGAUAUCUAUGUAAUAUUGUCUUUUGGCUCGCAAUCUUUGCUUUCCAAUCCAAUGGUUCCAUGGGUAGCUCUUUUUCCCCAUUUGCUGCGUGAAGUUGUCGCUUCCUGGAAACAGAUGCGAUGUGCCUCACGGUUCCAAGAUUUCAGACUGCAAACGACAAACGUGUCCCUUUCUAUGUCAUCACUCUUUUUGCGUGUGGCAUGGCAGAAAUAUAUAAAUAUUAUACUUCUAUUACAAAUAAAGCAUUUUAUGAA
Scylla paramamosain (green mud crab) is the source of this 4465-nucleotide messenger RNA. Its product is annotated as sequestosome-1-like. NCBI's taxonomy places the organism in Eukaryota, Metazoa, Arthropoda, Malacostraca, Decapoda, Portunidae. Gene Ontology annotation, molecular function: protein kinase C binding; K63-linked polyubiquitin modification-dependent protein binding; zinc ion binding. The transcript has 7 exons. Gene Ontology annotation, biological process: aggrephagy; mitophagy; endosome organization. Bases 364 to 2283 code for a protein of 639 amino acids. Gene Ontology annotation, cellular component: aggresome; amphisome. The record is from RefSeq and is a predicted model, not a curated record.